This is a messenger RNA of Cladophialophora psammophila CBS 110553, 1257 nucleotides long. Its product is annotated as CMGC/CDK/CDK5 protein kinase. The transcript is spliced from 2 exons. The coding region runs from base 1 to 1257 and encodes 418 amino acids. Gene Ontology annotation, molecular function: ATP binding; cyclin-dependent protein serine/threonine kinase activity. NCBI's taxonomy places the organism in Eukaryota, Fungi, Ascomycota, Eurotiomycetes, Chaetothyriales, Herpotrichiellaceae. Gene Ontology annotation, biological process: protein phosphorylation. The record is from RefSeq and is a predicted model, not a curated record. Gene Ontology annotation, cellular component: nucleus; cytoplasm.
AUGUCUUCUCGUUCCACAUCUAUUCCUCAUCGCACUUCAGUCUCCUCGACUACAUCGACACAGCAUCCCCAGUCCCAGUCCCAGUCCCAAGCUCAGACUCAGCAAAGAUCUCGCCCGCAGCCUCAGAGGCUUACUGCGCAACAACUUGCUGAGCGGGUCAUCUCGCCAGCCUCACUGCUGUUCUCUGGCGGUACCCCGCCUUUCAGACGAGAAAGCCAACAAGAGCGAACAUUACCCACGGACAUGGACAGGAGGCAUCCCAGUUCGUUCCAACAGCUGGAGAAGCUGGGUGAGGGAACCUACGCCACCGUCUACAAGGGCCGGAACCGACAGACGGGCGAACUUGUGGCUCUGAAAGAAAUUCACCUCGACUCCGAAGAAGGCACGCCGUCGACGGCGAUCCGAGAAAUCAGUUUGAUGAAGGAGCUCAAACAUGAAAACAUAGUCACAUUGCACGAUGUCAUCCACACCGAGAACAAGCUCAUGCUGGUCUUCGAAUAUAUGGACAAGGACUUGAAAAAGUAUAUGGACGCGCGGGGGGAUAGGGGCCAACUCGACCAUGUCACCAUCAAGAGAUUCAUGCAAGAUCUGCUCCGAGGGACAGCAUUCUGUCACGAGAACCGAGUCCUACAUCGCGAUCUGAAGCCUCAAAAUCUGUUGAUCAAUACCAAAGGGCAACUGAAGCUCGCGGAUUUUGGCCUGGCGAGAGCGUUUGGCAUUCCCGUCAAUACCUUUUCCAACGAGGUGGUCACGCUGUGGUACAGAGCGCCGGACGUGCUUCUGGGGUCGAGGACAUACAACACGAGCAUCGAUAUUUGGUCAGCGGGCUGCAUCAUGGCCGAGAUGUAUACUGGCCGGCCGCUGUUUCCCGGGACGACAAACGAGGACCAGCUACAAAAGAUUUUCAGACUGAUGGGUACGCCAUCGGAGCGGACAUGGCCUGGCAUCUCUCAGUUGCCCGAGUACAAGAGCAACUUUCCAUCCUAUGCUACGCAGUCGUUGGCGAUUCUCUUGCCGCAGAUCGAUCAGUUGGGACUCGAUCUGCUAGGCAAGUUGUUGCAACUGAGACCGGAGAACAGAAUCAGCGCACAGGAUGCUCUGAGGCACCCGUGGUUCUCGGAUCUGCCAAACUACGCUGGACAUGGGAGAGCCCAUGUUAGCUCGACGAUGCAGCAACCGGGACAGUUAGGACAUCAGGGCGGAGUUGGAGGAGGGUACGGCGCACAACCUGGGUUGGUAGGGCCGGGGGCAUAUUGA